Molecule: messenger RNA, 1746 nt
Organism: Phytomonas sp. Hart1
Lineage: Eukaryota; Euglenozoa; Kinetoplastea; Trypanosomatida; Trypanosomatidae
Source: the annotation of a GenBank genome assembly
AUGUCGAUAAAUUCACAGCAAACGCCUAUAAUAUCACAUCUUAGUUGUAACUCAUUAGAGGCCUCUCUCAAAGAGUUAAGGAAUAUCAAACAGCGUCAAAAACCGAUAUCUAAACGCGAGGUGCGCGAUCAAAUUCAAAAUGAUUUUAAAGUGCAGCAGAAAAUGAAACGGGACAGACAACUUCAUAGUCUAGUCCUUGGAAAAGGACUUGGUGAGGUAGCCAAUAAAAUGAUUUUCAAAGGCUUUUACAAACCGCAAAUGGUCUUUGAGGACAAGGACUCUAAUAAACAGUUGGAUAACAAUUCUAUUGGAUUAACGAAUCUUCAGUCAAUUUUUACAGAAAUAUCUCCCAGAAAAGUGUAUGAAAAUGCACUUGGCAGGGCGUUUUCUCAAUCCGUUAAUUCAGCGAGUGGAUUACGGCCUCUGGACUCUCACCGGUUUAGCAACACAUACACAUCGACGCAUUUCGAAACCUUAGUCUCCACGCCUAGGAGAAAGGAGAGUGUUCCUCGGUCGAUUACGAAAUUUGAGGAAACCUGCGCUGAGAUUCGAGAUACUAUUGACAACUUAGAGUCUGAUCUCGAUGUGCUAUGUGUGCCCCAUCUAUCUUUUAAUGUCCUUUUAGAUAUUCUUUCCCGAGCUUUAGAGUUAGUGGAGCAUGGUGAUCUCAAAGAGGAGUUCAUACUGUCAGGCCCUGAGUUUAAUAUAGAGAGCACUAGGAUCGAAGUCUCACCGGAAGGUGAAGCAACCAUCCGCCUUGUUGGGGCUGAAGAGGUGAUGAAUUAUGUUUUAAAAAACAUGAUCGAUACCGCCUUCGAGCUCGUGCCUGUGACCCACACUGCGCAGUGGGUGCUGCAGUUUACCAUUACCUUUUUGCGCUCUUUGACGGCUGUCACCGAGGAGGAUGCGUACUUGAGGCUAGGGCUACUGGCGCGAUGUGUGCGGCUUCUUGGAAGUACGGAGCAUUUCUCCGCCACACUCCUCACGUUCGUGUUUAUGAUCGAAGAGUAUGAUGCCUUUUAUCAACUGACAGAUUCCGCGGAGAGUAACAUUGAGGCCCUUUUUAGCGAAGUGGAUUCGAUAUUAAAUAGUGUGCUCAUGGAGUCCUUCCCCUUUCGGCGUUCAAAACUUCAGAAAGUUGAUAGGAUUAUUAAGUCGAAGCUUCAGCGUGUGAUCACAUUUAUCAAUGAGUUGGACACUAGUUGGAGACCUACUAUUUAUUUUCAUACGCUGUGGAAAGAUACAUUCUUGAGCAAGUGCUUCUUUCGCAUUCACAACGUUAUAUCUCAACGUUACGUUUUCUGUUCCCAUGGUUUCGUUGAUGAGGUAUUGUAUAGUAAAAUUUACGAUUCUCGUGUUACUGGGAGGGUUUUAGGGACCAUGCCUUCUCAGCCGCAGAUUGUGCUCGCACGGCGUGUUGAGUACGAGCGCGUCAUUGAGGGCCUUACGUAUCAGCAAAUCGGAAUAUCAGUGAAGAGACAUUCCAGCCUGGUAGUUGGCUAUCAAAUUUGCAUGAGUGCGCGCUUUAUCCUGCGACAGGCCACACCGUUGUAUGACAAAGCCUGGGGUUUUAAAAUGGAUGAGACGUCAAAAGAUACUGAUGAGGAUAUGGACAAAAUGAUUUCUAAAAUAGUUGCUCGGGCGAAAAAAGGGUGUGCAGCUCCGAACUUUGAUGGUCAACGUGCGACGUCAGUCUUUAUAACGCAAGAAGAGGAUUCUAACACUUCAAAAAUUUCAGUAAUCUGA